UAGCAAAAUAUUUAGCUUGAUUCUCACUAAUUAGUUCUCGCUCACAUACACACGCCCUCUUUCCUUUUCCCCCUCCCUCUUUCCCUUUUCAUGUGUAUAUAAACUGUUCAGUUCAUUUCUGAAGUAGAGGGUACUGGAGAAGCCAAACCCAUAGGGUGAAUUCCUGUCAAUUUUAAUUGUAAUUUUAAAUAACUGAUCUGAUGUAGAACAGAAAAUACAGUCUUUGUAUUUCUUUAUCAGGUAGCACUUGAAAAAGGCUUCUGGAUAUAAAUGUGCUUGAUGGACUUUGGACUGAAACAGGUUUCUUGUAAACUCAAACAACAAGGAAAAAACAUUUUGGAUUUUUGAAUCACUGUAUUGUAAGAGGUGCACAUAAGGGCGAUGAACUCUACGAUGCUUGAAUACAAUGCUCAAGACAGAUUCAGGGAUGCUUUGGUUAGAAAUGUCAUCGUUGUUAUCUUUGGAAUCACAAUUAACUCCAUCAAUGGCGUGUUUGUAUUUACAUUCUUUAGGAGUUCAGUUUUCUAUAAGGAUCCAAGAUAUAUUCUAUAUAUUCACUUGGUUAUCAAUGAUAUGCUCAUGGUUUUUGUAAGUGUUUCUCUUUCUGUGAUGGCUUAUGCAUGGCAAAAUGUACCAUUUCCAUUUUGUGUUAUACUACUAAUAAUAGCAUCUAAAACUCAUAAGAACAGUCUUCUGACUUUGGCUGGCAUGUCCAUUGAGCGUUACAUUGCCAUCUGCAAACCACUGCAUCACUAUCAGAUUUGCACAGUGCGCAGGACGUACAUCCUCAUCUCUCUGAUAUGGAGUGUUGGAGUUUUACCUGGAUUGGCUGAUUUUAUUGUCCUUUUACUUGUUGAUCCUUCUAUCUUUACCAAAACAACUGUCUGUACCACAGCAAAAUUAUACUACACACCGUACCAUGAAGAACUUAGCAAAUAUAUGACUGGCAUUUAUACAUGUGUUGUGUGCCUAAUACUCAUAUAUACAUACUGCCGAGUGUUGAUCACAGCCAGAAAGGCCUCCACUGAUAAAUCCUCAGCAAAAAAAGCUCAAAGCACCAUCCUGCUACACGGAGCACAGCUUCUGCUCUGUAUGCUGUCCUACAUUACUGGUUCCAUAGAAGUGAUGUAUGCUCAACUGUUACCAGCCGAUCGGUCAAAACUGCUCUUUUGUAAUUACCUUCUUACAAAUUUACUACCGCGACUGCUCACCCCAAUGAUUUACGGUGUUCGAGAUAAAGUGUUUUAUAGUCACAUGAAAGGCAUUGUUGCAUGUAAAUUAGUUAUUGUAAAGGUUGAAUCAACUAAAGGAUAAGCUAAGAAAAGAAUCCCUAUCUAGCUGGUUGUCAUUUCCUUUCUUCUCUGUUGAUUCUCUUUGGGAAAGCAUUUUGUUAUAUUGUAAAACAAUAUACUGUUGUGUCUAUAAAAAAACCCUUAGCUUAGGGUUUAGCUAAGAAAAAGAUUCAAAUAACAACCCUAAAUUCUAAGGAUUCCCAUAUUGUGGCAAUCAAGGGCCUGGGGAUGUUGAAAGGUUGCACCUUUGGAGACACCUGUGCUCUCACGCUAUUUGCUUCAUCUCACCAAAUAUGUGGCAGAUCCAAAUACUAUGGUGCUUUACAUAUAAUCUCAAUGUUGUUCAGACGUAACUCUGAGUUCCUGACAUGAAAGGAAAAAUCUCAGUUAUAGUCGUAACCCUCAUACCCUAAAGGAGCGAACAAAGACGUUAUGUCUUCUAUGUCUUACAAAUGCAGCAACAUGUGGAAAAAUAACAUUCAUUAUUUUAAUAAAAAUAAAUAGCAGUAUAUGAA
Molecule: messenger RNA, 1807 nt
Organism: Danio rerio (zebrafish)
Lineage: Eukaryota; Metazoa; Chordata; Actinopteri; Cypriniformes; Danionidae
Source: RefSeq, a predicted model, not a curated record